Messenger RNA from Limanda limanda (common dab), 2853 nucleotides. Its product is annotated as calponin homology domain-containing protein DDB_G0272472-like. The record is from RefSeq and is a predicted model, not a curated record. The transcript is spliced from 2 exons. NCBI's taxonomy places the organism in Eukaryota, Metazoa, Chordata, Actinopteri, Pleuronectiformes, Pleuronectidae. The coding region runs from base 593 to 2785 and encodes 730 amino acids.
AUUAGACAUUUGAAUGGGUUUAACCUGUCUCUUACUAUACUAGUUUGAAAAUGUUGCUGCUGCCUUGCUGAGCCACUAAUCAUUAAUUUCACUAAACAUUUUAAACUAGUGGAACAGGACCAAAUUAAAAUAUGUGUCGUAAACCAUUCUGCGGUGUGAAUAUUCUCCAAAUCCGAUCCAACCAUUACUCCAGGUGGGAGCACUGGAUCGUGUUGGGGCCAAAUUAGUCAUGUGACACAUUCACUUUGAAAACAAUAAAAACGGUGCAAUGUGAAACAUUUCCCAACAUGGUGGACGCUCGGACCUCUCUCUGGGAAUCUGUCCAUCCUGCUCACACAGCAGAACCGUGACCUCUUGACCUCUAACUACUAACCUCCGACCACACGAUAUGAGAUUCUGAUCUCUGCUGAACGGUCGAAUCUGCAUUCCAGUAUUUCCAGUGUUGUGAUUUGCUGCAUCUUGAACACUUGCUCUUUUGGUGUGCGUCAGCUGCAGCAAUUGUCUGCACUUAAAAUCUGACCUUUGACCUCAAACCUCAGACCCUCCCGUCCGAGGUCAGAGGCUGCGCUCGGCUCUGAAGGAUGAGCUGAGGAUGAUCCACGAGAAGAUGGAGGUCAAGAGAAUCGCUCGCAUCGCUCUGGAUGAGAUCAGGGCGCUCCUCGCCAAAGAGGAGGAGGAGAAGGAGGCGACCUGGGCGCUGAAGAUGAAGACUCUGGAAGCUGCUCAAGAACAACUGAGAGAAGAGAGGAGGAGAGAGGCAGAGAGGGUAGAGAAAGAGGAAAAGGAGAGGAUAGAAAAGGAGAAGAUAAAAAAGGAGGAGAAGGAAAGGAUGGAAAAGGAGAAGGCAGAUAAGGAAAGGAUGGAAAAGGAGAAGGUGGAGAAGGAAAGGAUGGAGAAGGUGGAGAAGGAAAGGAUGGAAAAGGAGAAGGUGGAGAAGGAAAGGAUGGAAAAGGAGAAGGUGGAGAAGGAAAGGAUGGAAAAGGCAAAGGUGGAGAAGGAGAAGAUGGAGAAGGAAAGGAUGGAAAAGGAGAAGGUGGAGAAGGAAAGGAUGGAAAAGGAGAAGAUGGAGAAGGAAAGGAGGGAGAAGGUGGAGAAGGAAAGGAUGGAAAAGGAGAAGGUAGAGAAGGAAAGGAUGGAAAAGGAGAAGGUGGAGAAGGAAAGGGUAGAAAAGGAGAAGGUGGAGAAGGAUAGGAUAGAAAAGGAGAAGGAAAGGAUGGAAAAGGAGAAGGUGGAGAAGGAAAGGAUGGAAAAGGAGAAGGCAGAGAAGGAAAGGAUGGAAAAGGCAGAGAAGGAAAGGAUGGAAAAGGAGAAGGCAGAGAAGGAAAGGAUGGAAAAGGCAGAGAAGGAAAGGAUGGAAAAGGAGAAGGUAGAGAAGGAAAGGAUGGAAAAGGAGAAGGCAGAGAAGGAAAGGAUGGAAAAGGCAAAGAAGGAAAGGAUGGAAAAGGAGAAGGCAGAGAAGGAAAGGAUGGAAAAGGCAGAGAAGGAAAGAAUGGAAAAGGAGAAGGCAGAGAAGGUAAGGAUGGAAAAGGAGAAGGUAGAGAAAGAAAGGAUGGAAAAGGAGAAGGCAGAGAAGCAGAGGAUGGAAAGAGAAGCCAAAGAAAAGGCUGAAAGGGAGAGGCUGGCACAUGAAAGGGCAGAAAAAGAGAGACAAGAGAUGGAGAAAAGAGAAAAGGCAGCUAGAGAAGAGAAGGAACGACUGGAGCGACAGAAGAUUGAGAGGGAAAGGAUGGAGAGAGAGCGACUGGUCAGGGAACGAGAGAGGGAAGCCAAGGAGAAGGAACGACUGGAAAGGGAAAGAUUGGCAAGGGAGAGGGCUGAAAAGGAGAGAAUAGAGAGGGAACGCAUCGCCAAAGAAAGAGAGAGAAUAGCCAAGGAGAAGGAGAGGAUAGAGAGGGAACGCAUCGCCAAAGAAAGAGAGAGAAUAGCCAAGGAGAAGGAGAGGAUGGAGAAAGAACGACUUGAGAGGGAACGCAUCGCCAAAGAAAGAGAGAGAAUAGCCAAGGAGAAGGAGAGGAUAGAGAGAGAACGAUUUGAGAGGGAACGCAUCGCAAUGGAAAGAGAGAAGAUUGCAAAGGAGAGGAUGGAGAGAGAGAAGGCAGAAAAGGAGAGGCAGGAGAAAGAACAAAUUGCUAAAGAGAAAAUGGAGAAAGAGAGACUGGAACGAGAACGCAUCGCUAAGGAAAGAGAGAGAAUCGCCAAGGAGCGAGAAAGGGCAGAAAGGGAAAGACUAGCCAGAGAGAAGGAAAGGAUGGAGAGAGUGGCUAGAGAGAAGGAAGAGAGGAACCAGAUUGAGGCCAGGGAAAGAGCAAGAAUCGCUCAAGAGAAGGAGAAAGAGAAGGCGGCGAAAGAGAGAGCAGAGAGAGAAAGAUUAGAGAAGGUAAGAGCGCAGAAAGAGAGGGCAGCUAAAGAAGAGAGGGAGCGAGCGGAGAGAGAGCGACUGGAGAAGGAAAGGAUGGAACGAGAAAGACUCAAGAAGGAACGACUGGAGAAAGAGAAGUCUGCGAGGGAACAGGGGGAGCGACAGAAGGCUGAGAGGGAGAGAGUGGUUGGAGAGAAGGAACUGAUGGAGAGGCAGAAGCUGAUCAGAGAGAGAGCUCAGCGGGAGAAGAUGGAGGCGGAGAAAGAGAACAAGGUCAAGGUCAACGGACAAGACGUUCAGGGGAGGAAACCCACCACGCCUCCUCCCAGAGCUCCUCCCACCUCACCUCCCAGAGCUCCUCCCACCGAGGAGAAACCACAGCGAGCGCUCCGACCGGAGGAGAAGACCAGCCGGGGGGGGAAGUGAAGGGCUACGACUGGCCGAGCUGCGUCAGAGUGAAAGUUAUAGUUAUUUAUUUCUAAUUAAAGAGGAAU